UCCCUCUUGAUAGAAACAAAUAUAUAAUAACACAACACACACAAUGAGCAGAGCGUGGGAUCGAAGAUUGCUUGUGUGUUGAAGAAACUCGGGUGCAGCAACACUUAUGUGUUUUGCCGGCUAAUACAGAAAUUAAACUAAUAACUCAACUAUACAUUCGUGGAAAUGAAAAACUGCCUGUUCCAAAUGCUGACUGCUAAGCUGAAUAGGCCAGCUGUACAUAUCUGUAGUACAGAUAAUACAGCUGUAUAUAAGUAAAUACUCUUAAUGCAUUGGUGUUCACCGGCCUUUGGGGGAGGGAAAACGGCAUGCGAAUCAAAAGACGUGGUUUUGUUCAUUUAGUGCUUAGAAAAACGUAUGUUUCUCUGCUUGUUUUUAAAAAAAUCGGACCAACUUUUCUGAUUUGAACUGAAAUUUACAAAACAUGAGUGCUAAAAGGACCUGGAAUGCGCUGUCCAGUGGCUGUGCUGCCAUGCCCGGCGAGAACAGGUUUAAAGUGAGGAGAAGUAGCGGUUCAGACGCGGAGGACGGCGGCGGUGCACCGGGUCUUGGAUUUACACAAACCCAUGCAGACAAAAAUGAUUUGGGACCAGAACGUGUGGAGUUAAAACUUUUAAAAGAAAAGUUAAACAACAAUACCGACAGCAGCUGUGCUUCCCCUAGCAGUAGUGCUAGCCUGUCUAAACACGAACUGGCCUCCGCGAUCGACCAAGCCGUGGAGAGAGCAGUGCAGAUUGCCGUGUCCAAAAUGACCGCUCUUGUCGAGAGAAAAUGCAAAUGCGCCGUUUUGCAAAGCCGGAUGGAGGACCGGGAGCGAGAAUUCGAGAGCGUCCGGUUAAGGUUGGAAGUGGCAGAGAGCGAAUUGAAAACUAUUCGGGGACAUCUGAGCGAUUUGAACGCUGAUAAUAAUAAUAUUAACAACAACAGCAGCGCUACUAAUACUAACAGUCCUAGUACAUUCACAAAACAAGCGUCCACCACCACCACCACCACAGACGACCGCACAAGAAAAUGUAUUGCACGAAACAACCAAGGAAGGAGAGAGAAAGAGGACAAUCCGAAAUCAAUUUGUGCAAGUGAUACGAGUGUUGCACAGUGUGUACCUACCAAGAAAAGACCACACUAUACAAUUAGUAGUACACCUGCCCGGUUCGUGCGAGCUGCUGUCACACCAGCGACAGGUUUGCAAGGUUUAACAACUCAGCCAUCAGAACCACAAACGAACCACGACGUAUUCAGUACCGACCCGAACAGAACUCCGCACUGGAACCAGCGCACUGAGAGUGGUGGCGAGCAAACGGGACAAGAGGGCUCGACCGGUACACGACGCACAGACUUGGGGUCUCUGCACAUCAUUGAAGUCUCGGGGCUGGACUCUGUGCACAUCAAGGAAGAGGAGGAGGCUGUGGAGGGGCUGGGGGGAUACCCAGAGUGUGAAGCUGUGUACCUGGGGCAGGAGAGCAGCAGAGAGGGGGAGAGUACAGGGUCCACCGCUGCAGGUAUAACAGUGUUUCUGGACUCCCUCUGUGGCUUGGAGCUCGAUGCAGUGGGAGGCUUCCUCAAGCAGUCCCUGCAGUAUGUCGCCCAGAGACAGACCCACAUUCGCCCCGCCCAGUCCUGCCAGAGCCCCUGGACCAGCCGGCAGCAGCAACCGGGGUUCAACGAGAUGAAGGCCCCUCUGAUGGCCGGCCGCUCGGAUCUCCUGAGCAGUGUGCUGGUGAACCCGGGUCAGCUGCGGGAGGCUGUGAAGAAGGCAGUACAGUUCCAGUCCAAGGAGGGGCAGCGCUACCUGCUCAACAAGCUGCUGGGGAUGGUCUUCAGCAAGGAGGAGCUGGCGCAGGCCGAGGGGGUCAAAGACUUCAGCAAGGCGCUGGACCCGCGAAAGCAGGAGGCCAUCAAAGAGUUCCUUCACGCCACAGCAGUGCAGUACGGCAUGGAGGAGCUGCUGCAGGGGGAGUACCGCAAGGUGGUUCAGAACAAAAUGGGCAACAGCCGCAGAGACCUGAAGAAACCGUACCUGAGCACAGCUGAGCGGAGCUGUACGAGAGACAGUGUCCUGGGAGAGACUGCAUGAGAUCAACACUGCAGCCCUGGCAGAGAGGAGCAAAACGAGAGAGUCUGCCUGAGAUCAAUACUGCAACCCUAGCAGAGCAACACGAGAGAGACUGCCUGAGAUCAACACUGCAGCCCUAGCAGAGCAACACGA
Molecule: messenger RNA, 2206 nt
Organism: Acipenser ruthenus (sterlet)
Lineage: Eukaryota; Metazoa; Chordata; Actinopteri; Acipenseriformes; Acipenseridae
Exons: 5
Coding region: 425-2074 (549 amino acids)
Source: RefSeq, a predicted model, not a curated record